Molecule: messenger RNA, 162 nt
Organism: Spirodela intermedia
Lineage: Eukaryota; Viridiplantae; Streptophyta; Magnoliopsida; Alismatales; Araceae
Source: the annotation of a GenBank genome assembly
AUGGCGGCGCCGCCAGCCACGCCUGCAGGUUCACCGAGACAGAGCGCUCGACCUGGAGCGCGCCAUAGGGCGGCCGGUAUUCCCCAAGGCCAUAGGCGAGCUACACGGCCACUCGGGCGUUGCCCGCCUUGUCCUCUUCUACGUGCUGACUCUUCCGGCUAG